This is a messenger RNA of Seminavis robusta, 1212 nucleotides long. NCBI's taxonomy places the organism in Eukaryota, Bacillariophyta, Bacillariophyceae, Naviculales, Naviculaceae. The record is from the annotation of a GenBank genome assembly.
AUGUUGUCCUCCAAAAUUCUCUUGACUGCCCUUAUCUUUGGUGCUGUUGUGCCUCACACUCUUGCUGUUCGGUAUGAUGCUAAUGGUGGCAGUGACACCAUUGUGGUCAACGACAACUUUGCCAUUUGUGAUGUUGAUGUUGAAAUCAAUAUGAGAAAUUUUGGCUACACUAUUGAUCCACAGAUCAGUGUCUCUGUUGGCGGACGCUCAAUUACUCUUUUGGACUUCGAAUGUCCUUUUGGUGUAAUUGGAUCUACAAAUCUACAUGUAGUUUUCGAUGAUGAUGCCAGCACCAAUCCAAUUGACUGCAGUUCGGUUGAUUCGACUGAUGGAUCUGCUGUUCAACCAUUCGAAAACUUUGCCAGUCUCAAUGGCGAACCUUCACAAGGCACCUGGCAACUGAUUCCGGAUUCCAGGAACUCUUUCGUUUCUGAUGCACUAAAUCAAUGGGCUGUGAUUCUCACCCCUUGUGGUGAUGGAGCUGGGACUGGUGACCCCCACUUCAAGACCUGGGCAAACAAGUGGUAUGAUUUCCAUGGAGCAUGUGAUUUGGUCUUCAUCAGUAACCCAAAGUUCUCACAAGGAACUGGAUUGGAGAUCCACAUUCGAACCAAGGCCCGCUACCAGUACUCCUUCAUUGAGUCCGCUGCUGUCCAAAUCGGAAUUGACAUCUUGGAGGUUGGUGCCUUCGGUGGAUACAUGCUGAAUGGAAUCUCCAAUGCUGAGCUGGAAAAGAUGGAUAAGUACACUGUCACUCAUGAAAAGGUCAGCCCCAAGCAGGAUGUUUUCACGAUUGAACUUGGAGAAGGCAAGCAAAUUGUGGUCCAGUCCUUCAAGGACCUUGUCAGCGUCAAGACGGUGGGUGCCGGCUUUGAGGAAUACGGCGAUAGCAUGGGUCUUUUGGGAGAAUUUGGUUCUGGCAAGUGGCUUGCCCGCAAUGGAACAGUCAUGUCCAAUGCCGAUGACUUUGGAAUGGAAUGGCAAGUUCUUGAGUCGGAACCCAAGCUUUUCCAAACUCAGCGGGUCCCCCAGCGGCCGGUGCAGUGCACUAUGCCGAGUAGCGAGAGGGUUGGUCGUCGUGGACUUGGUGAAUCCAUUGCCGAGGCUGCUGCCGAGAAGGCCUGUGAGCAUUGGGGGGACCUGAAGGACCAGUGUGUCUAUGACGUCAUGGCUGCUGGAGACUUGGAGCUGGCUGAGGCCGGAGCAUUCUAA